Messenger RNA from Vombatus ursinus (common wombat), 1734 nucleotides. RefSeq names its product tetratricopeptide repeat domain 4 (gene TTC4). The transcript is spliced from 10 exons. The record is from RefSeq and is a predicted model, not a curated record. Gene Ontology annotation, molecular function: Hsp90 protein binding. Lineage: Eukaryota; Metazoa; Chordata; Mammalia; Diprotodontia; Vombatidae. The coding region runs from base 32 to 1147 and encodes 371 amino acids.
GCCGGGGCCGGGGCCGGGGGAGGACGACGCCAUGGACGCCUUCCUGGACAAGUUCCGCAGCCAGCAGUACCGGGGCCGCCUGCACGAGGACACGUGGGAGCAGGAGUUGGAUAAGAUCCCGAUGUUCAUGAAGGAAGCCCCGUCGGAAAUCAAUCCCCAAGAAAAUCCCGAUUUGGCUUGUCUGCAGUCCCUCAUUUUUGAUGACGAGAGACCCCCGGAAGAGCAGGCCAAGACCUACAAGGAUGAAGGCAACGAUUACUUCAAGGAUAGAGACUACAAGAAAGCGGUGGCUGCGUACACAGAAGGGCUCAGUAAGAAGUGCUCGGACCCCACUCUCAGUGCCGUGCUUCUGACCAACCGUGCAGCAGCGCAGUAUCACCUGGGUAACCUGCGCUCUGCUCUGAAUGACGCCACGGCGGCCAGGAAGCUCAGGCCGAGCCACCUCAAAGCCAUCGUCAGAGGUGCGAUCUGUCAUCUAGAACUGAGAAACUUCUCGGAGGCGGUGAGCUGGUGUGACGAGGGCCUGAGGCUGGACUCCAAGGAGAGGAAGCUUCUGGAAAUAAGGGCCAAGGCGGACAAGCUGAAGCGAGCCACGGAGCGGGAUGUCAGGAAGGCAAAGAUGAAGGAGAGGAAGGACGAGGCCCAGAAGGGGGCGCUGCUUCACGCUGUCCAGGCAAGAAACAUCCAGUUGGUGUCCCCAGCGGCCGAGGAGGAUGAGGAGGAGGAGCCAAUGUCCCCCCGCGGGGGCCUGGGCUCCGAGAAUGCCAUUGGCGCCAGGGUGUCCCUGGAUGACCACGGCCGGCUGAGCUGGCCCACACUGUUCCUCUACCCCGAGUAUGGCCAGACAGACUUUAUCUCAGCUUUUCACGAGGACUCCAGAUUCAUCGACCACUUAAUGGUUAUGUUUGAGGAGCUGCCUCCCUGGGACCUAGAACGGAAAUAUCACCCGCAUCAUCUGGAGCUCUACUUUGAAGAUGAAGACCGGGAGGAGGUGUACCAGGUGAGCCAGGAGAGCACCUUGCUGGAGGCGCUGCAGCAUGCCAGGUACUUUGUCAAAGCUUGGAUGCCGGCUUUUCUGAUCUUAGUAAAACAGUCUCCUUUUUGCAAGAAUUUCCUCCGGGGCAGAAAAGUACAUCGGCUGAAGUGAUGGCAGCCCCCCACGAUCAAGCCUUGCCCAGCAUCGCGCUCAGAGCCCCGGCUCCCAGAGGGCCCGCACACCAGCCUUGACCUGAUGAGAGCUGGCAGAAGAGAUGGGGCUGCGGGCAUCUCGCUGCCCCUGGCUGGCUGGGGCUCAUCUCCCCGGCUGCCGUCCAAAUCCCUCCCCUUUUGGAGAGACUCUUGGCAGAUCACCACUUUAAUACAGCGUAAUUAUUGUUUUUAAAAUAAUUUUAUUACCAACUUAAUGACCAUCUCCAUGAAAACAAAACAAUAAAAUCCUACUUGAAGCCAUAAACCCCGAACUACUUCAUUUUGCUAAAAGUAACAAGAAUGCUCAUAAAGGAACAGAAUCAUAGCAAUGAAAUCCUAAUGGCACUAUGUCCCCUCCUCUCUUCCACGAACCCUCUCUGGGAGCAAAGGGUCCAGUGUGCACUGACCAGGAGCCCUGAUUGCGGGCGGCUUUCCUCCCCGAACCCCGAGCCGCCUCUGCUGCCUGAGAGGGCGAGCUUUGCACUCUCCACAUUCACACUGACUACUUUACAGCACUUAAAUAGACUUCUGCUGCUACCUUGUUUU